This is a messenger RNA of Aspergillus ibericus CBS 121593, 756 nucleotides long. RefSeq names its product alpha/beta hydrolase. Bases 1 to 756 code for a protein of 251 amino acids. NCBI's taxonomy places the organism in Eukaryota, Fungi, Ascomycota, Eurotiomycetes, Eurotiales, Aspergillaceae. The transcript has 2 exons. The record is from RefSeq and is a predicted model, not a curated record.
AUGGCUUCCUCCAAGCCCACUAUUGUCCUUGUUCAAGGCUCAUUCCAGACUCCACCGGUCUAUGCAAAGCUGUUCACUGGCCUUCGCGACGCUGGAUAUCCAGUCAUCCAUCCGCCACUUCCAAGCUGUUCAGACGUGCAUUCUGAUGACUUGACAUCUCGCACCCUAACCGAUGAUGCACUCGUCAUCACCAAAGCCAUCACGCAACUCGUCGAGGAAGAAAAGUACGUGGUUGUCGCCAUGCACUCCUACGGCGGUAUUGUAGGCAGCGAGGCUAUUCCCGAGAGCCUGACUCGUACAGCCCGCCAAGCGCGAGGCCAAAAGGGCGGAGUGAUCCAUCUAUUCUAUUAUGCCGCCAUGGCUCUCAAGAAGGGUCAAUCAAUCCUUGGGGCCCUUGGACAGUCACCCAAUAAUGAUAUUCAGCCCGAUGGCCGAUCCUGGAUCAAGAAUGGUGCCAGAACGCUCUACAAUGACCUCCCAGCCGAGGAGGCCGCAUUAUGGGAGUCCCGAUUAAUACCGCAGUCUCACUUGGUGCAAACGACCUGUGUUACUCGCGCCGCGUAUGAGUAUCUUCCAUCGACUUAUCUGGUGUGUGAGAAUGAUCAGGUGCUUGCACCACAGCAUCAGGAGAUGUUUGCUGCGUUGGUCCAGGCGGAGGUUGUUCGGUGCAGCGCUGGACAUUCGCCCAUGCUUAGCCAGCCGGCUAUGUUGGUGGAGAGAAUUGCAGCGGUGGCUGAUCGGGUCAGUGCAGUGUGA